AUGUGGACCCACCUGUACUCUACCUUCGUGGACCUGACGAAAGCCUUCGACACGGUGAAUCGUGAAGGACUGCGGCAGAUCAUGCAGAAAUUCGGCUUUCCGGUGCGAUUCACUAAGAUGGUGCGUCAGCUGCACGACGGUAUGAUGGCGCGAGUCACGGACAACGGAGCUGUCUCUGAGGCAUUCGCAGUGACCGACGGAGUAAAGCGGGGAUGCGUACUGGCGCCCACCCUCUUCAGUCCUAUGUUCUCUGCCAUGCUGUUGGACGUCUACCGUGAUGAACUGCCGAGGAUCCGCAUCGCCUACAGGAUGGAUGAUCACCUUCUGAAUCAACGACGGAUGCACUUCCAGUCACGUGUAUCCAGAACCACCGCUCACUAA
Spirometra erinaceieuropaei is the source of this 381-nucleotide messenger RNA. NCBI's taxonomy places the organism in Eukaryota, Metazoa, Platyhelminthes, Cestoda, Diphyllobothriidea, Diphyllobothriidae. The record is from the annotation of a GenBank genome assembly.